GACACCGACACAGCUUUACCGACGGCAGGCCGGAUUCCGUGGAUUAGUGUCCGGUCGUCGCGACGCCGCACGCCAUCCGGAACAUUCCUGCUGAACGCGCGGUGUUUUCAAGUUUUUUCGAAGCGGUGCGGACGCGGGUUCGUUGUGAACAUGUGCUCGACGCUUUGAAGUUUCCUCUCCGGUGUUUUUGAACUUUGAUCUGCGGAUUGUUGUGAUUUUGGAUCAUGGGCGAAGAAAGAAGAUUCAUCUACAAGAACGGAAGCUGCUAUUCCGGCGUUUGCCAGGACGGCGCAGCUUGCCAGCAAUACGAGAAUGGCACAUACACCUGUAUUUGUACACAUGAUUCCCUACCACCCCCUGUACACGGUACAUGCAACAGGAGAAUAGUUGAUCCGAAACCUGUUCCGAUACCGGGAGUGGUGCCUCCGAAUCCCAUAAAUCCAGUUUCUACAAGCACCUCAGCAACAACACUACACUCCACCACACGAACUUCUCCAGCAACGUUGGGGUCAGCUUCAUCCUCACUGGUGAUUCUCUUAGGAAUAAUUUUGAUGACUUUGGUCAUACUCUUCAUAAUAUUCUUGUUCAUCAGGAAGAAGCGCCGUAACAUAACGGAAGCCUCCCCCAUAAAUUUGAAACAAGGCCCACUGUUGGCGGAACGAUACGCCUUGAACCCCCAAUAUUCGGCCUGCACGGGGGCAGGUGUGCCGGUGCUGCGGAAGGAGACCUUAAAAUUCAUCAACGAAAUAGGCGAAGGCUGUUUCGGCAAAGUUUACAAAGGAGAAUUAUUGCUGUCGGAACAGUACGAAAAGACGGAGAUUGUCGCCAUCAAAGUGCUCAAAGAGACUGCAACACGCGAAGCGGAAGAAGAUUUCCUCAGGGAGGUGGAAAUUAUGAGCGCAUUCACGCAUCCCAACAUUUUAUCGUUGCUCGGGGUCGUUUUGAGAGAAGGCAACGUUAGUCCGAUGAUGGUGUUUGAGUUUAUGCCGCACGGUGAUCUGGCCGAGUUGUUGAGGAGUCAAAGGAAAACUUACGAUGAUGUGGACGAAGACAAAAUACCGCAGCUGAAGGCGAAACAUUUACUUUGGGUGGCACUGCAAAUUGCCCGGGGGAUGAGGUAUUUGGCUGCCCAGAGAUUCGUUCACAGGGACCUGGCCUGCAGGAACUGUCUGGUUUCGGAGGGGCCCACCGUCAAAAUUGCUGACUUUGGAAUGAGCAGGGAUGUCUACACCUGUGACUACUAUAAGAUUGGAGGCUCCAGACUGUUACCUGUGAGGUGGAUGUCACCAGAGAGUGUUGUUUAUGGCAGAUUCACCCUAGAGUCGGAUAUUUGGUCCUUCGGCGUGGUCCUCUGGGAAAUAUACAGCUUCGGCAAACAACCCUACUACGGUCAUUCCAACGAGGAAGUAGUAAAGCUAAUCCUGGACGGCAUAAUGUUGAUACCACCAGAAGAAUGUCCCUCUCUUAUAUGUGAGCUCAUGAAGAACUGCUGGAAGACCGAGCCCAGACACAGGAUCACCUUCCCCAACAUCUGCGACAAGCUAGAGCUCACCUACGAAAAGUUCGUCGAGUGCGAACCAGACCAGUACACGAUCGAGAACGAGGUGAAAAAAUUCAAGCCUAGCACAUUGAACAAGAGCCUGCCCCGUCCGCCGCGUCUGCCGAUGUUGGCGCAGGAGGACCUGGUGGACGCCCAAGGCUACCUGCUGCCGAAGGAGGUUAAGGAACCGGCCCAAUAUUUGGAGACGUUGCCGGACUGACGCAGAACCGGGGGGCGUAAGGACGACAAUCCCAAACGAAUUGUGUGGCCGGACGCGGGGGACUACCUGGGCAUUGACAUAUGAACGAUGCGUCUCCGCAUUUGUUUAAGACUGAACUGGACUGAAUCGAGAUUGUUACAAUAAAUGUUUUUAUUAUUAUUACUUUUUAAUAUGUAUAGAUUGGACGUGCAGUCUAGGUCGAGGUCUUGUAAAUGUAUUUGUCUAGUUAUUAAUCCAAAUUCAAGUAUUAAAUUAAAAUUUAUUCAAUGGACGUUCUGUGAACUGGUGUUUGGCAAUAACUCCAUUGCCCAACACCAUCACACUACUUCAAUGAAUGAAUGAUAUGUGUCAAAGGCCUAAGCAAUUAUUUUUUAUAUAGUAGACUUAUUUUAUUUUUGUAAAUACGUAUUACCGGCAGGUCUUCUAUGUGUAAGACACAACUUAACAUAAUAACCGAUGUAUACAACGCUUUUAUCCAAGUAAAAUAAAAACAAAGUUUAACAGGGUAUACAUAGAUCCAGUGUUUGAUUUAUAAAUGUUUUAACAGGGUGUUACAGUACCUACCAGUAAAUUCGUGCCUUAAAUACUAAGUAUAAUUGUCAGAGUUAAUGGAAAAUUAUUAAUUUAAUCGACUGUGAAUUAUCACAGCAAGUUAGAUUUUAAAGUCGGUUGUAAACCCUUGUCAGGCCAUUUAAAAUGUGUACGGGACAAAAAUCUUUGUAAAUAGUUAACUGUGUGUACAUAUUGUUUAUUAAGUCGUGCCAAAUUGAUUCGAUUAGCUAAGAGGAAUGAUUUAGUUAAGGACCCAACCAAAGAUGUUUAACCAGCCAUUAUUUAUUAUAAGACGCAAUGAAAUUGUAAUUAUUGUAAAUUUAAUUGCAAAAUAAACUACACAAAUAAA
Molecule: messenger RNA, 2661 nt
Organism: Aethina tumida (small hive beetle)
Lineage: Eukaryota; Metazoa; Arthropoda; Insecta; Coleoptera; Nitidulidae
Product: tyrosine-protein kinase transmembrane receptor Ror
Exons: 8
Coding region: 225-1760 (511 amino acids)
Biological process (GO): cellular response to nerve growth factor stimulus; cell surface receptor protein tyrosine kinase signaling pathway; protein phosphorylation
Cellular component (GO): axon; signaling receptor complex
Molecular function (GO): neurotrophin receptor activity; neurotrophin binding; transmembrane receptor protein tyrosine kinase activity
Source: RefSeq, a predicted model, not a curated record